AACCAGUAAACUCGCCAUUUGACCGAGUCGAGCUAUAGGGUGAGGGAGGCGUCUUGUAGAGUUUGGUUCAGCAAAAUCGUUCAACCAAGGGUUAGAUCGAUAAGUGCUUUGCAGAUUUGAUUGAAGGAAUGGGGAAAGAAAACGAUGAUACUUCUCCCAUGAACAUGGACAUUGACAAGUCCGAUCAACCUAAAUUUUCCAUCAAUGUUUUGCAGCUGUUGAAAUCUGCUCAAAUGCAGCAUGGGCUCCGUCAUGGUGAUUAUACUCGCUAUAGACGCUAUUGUACUGCUCGUUUGAGAAGGCUGUAUAAAUCUCUCAAGUUUACCCAUGGGCGUGGUAAAUACAGCAAGAAAGUUAUUACAGAGAGCACUGUUACUGAUGUUAGGUUUCUCCAUAUCCUUCUCUAUACUGCUGAAAGAGCAUGGAGCCAUGCUAUGGAAAAAAGACAACUAGGAGAACGACCAAAUGGACGCCAACGGAUCUAUCUGAUUGGCAGAUUAAGAAAAGCUGGGAAAUGGGCCACCCUUUUCUCGCAACUUUGUGCUAUCAAGGGAGACUCCAGAACUUCUUUGGAAGCCGAGGCAUAUGCAUCAUAUAUGAAAGGCAACUUGUUGUUUGAGCAAGAUCAGAAUUGGGAUAUGGCAUUAAGAAAUUUCAAGAGUGCCAGGGCGGUCUAUGAAGAGCUGGGGAAGUAUGGAGACCUCGAAAAUCAGCUUUUGUGUCGUGAACGUGUAGAGGAGCUAGAGCCUAGUAUUAGGUAUUGCUUACACAAAAUUGGCCAGUCCAACCUGCAAGCUUCAGAACUUCUGCAAAUUGGUGAAAUGGAGGGGCCAGCACUGGACCUUUUCAAAUCCAAAUUGGAGGCUGUCAUGGCUGAGGCAAGAUCUCAACAAGCUGCUUCAAUGACAGAAUUCAAUUGGCUAGGACACAGAUUUCCUAUUUCUAAUCCUAAGACAAGGGUUUCUAUUCUAAAAGCUCAGGAGUUGGAGAAGGAUCUUAAUGGUCCCACCGCUGACUCGUUGUCUUCUGAGAAAAAACUUGCUAUCUUCGACAAAAUUUUUUCUGCGUAUCAUGAUGCAAGAAAUUGCAUUCGCAAUGAUCUGGUUAGUGCAGGCAGUGCUGAAAAUGUGAAAGAUGAGUUGAAUGGACUUGAUAAAGCUGUAAGUGCUGUCCUUGGACAGCGUACUAUAGAGCGGAACUUACUCUUAGUCAGUAUUGCCAAGAGCAAACUCGGCAGAAACCGGGAUGACAAAAAUGAAAAAGUUACCAAACCAGAGGAACUUGUUCGCCUGUAUGAUCUUCUACUACAAAAUGUCGGAGAUCUGUCUGAUUUAGUGACUUCUGGGAGGGAUAGGAAAGCAGAGGAAGUGUCAUUUGCUGAGGAAUGUGCUCUCAAAAGUUUAGCUUUCCGUGCAGAAAGGUGCUUUUACUUGGCAAAAUCCUAUAGUUUAGCAGGAAAGAGAGCUGAAGCAUAUGCAUUAUAUUCUCGGGCUCUUUCUUUGGCUGAGAAUGCAUUGCAAAAUUUACAGAGCAUGGCAAACAGUGAACAGGAAUUGAUGGCAGAGUUGAAGACAUUACAUCAACAGUGCAGAUCAAACAUCUGUAUAGAACAUGCUACAGGAAUUUUGGAAGAGCAGAAGGGUCCUGAAAAUCUUUCCAAAAAGAUAUCCACUUUGUCUCUGACAGGGGCAGAUAAGAAGGAUAAAUUCCUUGCUGAGAAGCUCGAUGUGUAUGAGCCAGCUGUCAGUGAUUCGAGCACAAAAGUACCUCCCCGUAUCGAAGCUUUCCCUCUAGCUUUCCAAGCAAUCCCAAGGAAUCCAAUCGUUCUCGAUCUUGCUUAUAACAUGAUCGAGUUUCCUUCACUUGAGAACAGGAUGAAGAAAGCAAGAGGCUUCAUGAGUAGGCUCUGGAGAUGAGCACACUAAUCAGAUUGGUGCGAUUCUGGCUCGCUCCCAAGAUCCGAUAGUUGGACACUAAAUGUAAUUUUAUAGCCGAUCCUUUUGCUUCCAUGGUUAUUCUGAUAGCAUUGGCAUGUUCUAACAAUUAAACAGUUUUUCAUUUGCACAGUUUUGUAAUUCAUAGGCAUUCAUAGAUGCUGGGAUUAUUGGAACUGAACAUAGGAUGUGAGUUGUGUUUUCCAGAUUUGACGUAUCGGACUAGUGCAAAUAUGCUAGUUAAGCUUACUUAUAAAGAACUAGCAAAUUCUAAGGGACAGAGGAUUAUGUGUUUCUUAUGUUAAAGCUUUAUUAUGAGUCUGCUGGUGAAAUGGUUGGUAACAA
Molecule: messenger RNA, 2279 nt
Organism: Amaranthus tricolor (Joseph's coat)
Lineage: Eukaryota; Viridiplantae; Streptophyta; Magnoliopsida; Caryophyllales; Amaranthaceae
Exons: 14
Coding region: 129-1916 (595 amino acids)
Biological process (GO): SRP-dependent cotranslational protein targeting to membrane
Cellular component (GO): signal recognition particle, endoplasmic reticulum targeting
Molecular function (GO): 7S RNA binding; signal recognition particle binding; protein binding
Source: RefSeq, a predicted model, not a curated record